CCGAAUCGCGAUACACCGCGGGACGCAGACACAGACUGAAUAGGCAUUUAGCUCGCGUUUACCUACCGUAUUCGCGGGCCAGUUUGGCUCACGCAUUCGAGCCGCCAACACCGACUGAUUCUUCUCUAAUCGUAUUUUUCAAAUCGUGAUCCCGCCGCAACUUUGAACUUGCUUUAUGAAUCGCGUCCAUUGGAUCUGAGUCAAUUGAAACCUAUUACCAUUCUGUUUCUUCAAAUCAACCAAUUUCUUUGGUCAUUCUUCUAGUUGUCUAUGCUUCCUUUAUUUCACUCCUCCAAUCCAUCCUUCCUUCCUUCCUCUCUUCCUCUUCUCCUUUCUUACUUCCUCUCUUCUUCUCUUCCUUCUUCUCCUCCUGUAAUUGACUCUAAUAAAAAUCGACCGAAGAUUUGCAAACGUGCAUCAAGACCGGCUAUUUCGAAGUUCGCGAAGCAGAUGAUAGCUGACAUUCCUUAGGAGGCAGCCCAGAAGAAGUUUACUGUUCCUUUGGAGCCUGCGAUUAGGACAUCUCGACUAACCACGAGAAACAGCGGACACGUGAAAAAUGCAACCCUUCACGUGCAGUAUUUUUCUUCUGAUGGUGGUGUCGAUCGUGAACGGGAGACCCGAUUUUUCGGACUUACCGCCUGGCCCGUAUUGCGCUAAAUCGUAUCCAGACUGUUGUUCGGGUCGCCAGGACGAAUGUAAUGCACCGAUCCUCGACGGUGUUUGUUACUGUGACGAUUUCUGUGACCGAUACAGGGAAGAGGAUUGUUGCCCAGAUUUCUGGAGCCACUGCAAAGGAAUCGAACCUAACGUCACUCUACCACCCCCAGAUAACAUCAAACCAAAUGUAUGGGUAUGGGCAGAAUAGCGGAAGUACUUUGCGAACAGAAUCGAUGCCUGGAAGAGCCAGAACUAAUAGAUGAAAUCAACUCGAACCGUUUUACGUCGGGCUGGAGGGCGCGAAAUUACUCCGAAUUUUGGGGUAGAACGUUAAAAGAAGGCGUGGAGCUACGCUUGGGCACCUUAAAUCCAUCACAAUCGGUUUACAAAAUGAAUUCCGUGCGACGGAUCUACGAUCCGGAGACCCUGCCACGCGAGUUCGAUGCCAGGUCUCGUUGGCCUCGUGAGAUUUCCGACGUGACCGAUCAAGGUUGGUGCGGCUCAUCCUGGGCGAUUUCUACUGCACGUGUCGCUUCAGACAGAUUUGCCGUGAUGAGCAAAGGAACCGAUAGUGUUCUUCUCAGCGCGCAACAUUUACUGUCGUGCAACAACAGAGGACAACAAGGGUGCAGUGGUGGCUACUUGGACAGAGCCUGGCUGUACAUGCGAAAAUUUGGCCUGGUCGACGAAGAUUGCUAUCCAUGGAGAGGCAUGAACGAGCAAUGCAAACUGCGAAAGAAAACAAAUUUGAAGACAGCUGGAUGUCGUCCUUCGACAAAUCCGCUUCGGACAAAAUUAUACAAAGUUGGGCCAGCUUAUCGGCUGGGCAACGAGACCGACAUCAUGUACGACAUUUUAACAUCGGGACCAGUGCAAGCCACCAUGAAAGUCUACCAAGACUUUUUCUCUUAUGAAUCGGGAAUAUAUCAACAUACGCCAUCCACUGAAUCUUAUCAAUUCGGUUAUCAUUCAGUUAGGAUUAUCGGAUGGGGAGAAGAUACAUCUACAUAUCGCUAUCGUGGCUCAGCGACCAAAUAUUGGCUGGUAGCUAACUCUUGGGGUCAUCAAUGGGGUGAGGAUGGCUUCUUUCGUAUUCAAAGAGGAACCAACGAGUGUGAUAUCGAGUCGUUCGUGGUAGCAGUGUGGGCGAAAACCGUCUAGGAGAAAGUACAAGAAAUAGAAUAUUCGAUUCGAAUAACUUUUACAAACGCUGCAUUUACUCAUCGGAUCGGACACAUCCGAUUUCGCGAUAUUGCGUUGCGUCACGUUGUUGCGUGUCAUUUCUAUCAAUAUGAAGGAUCGAUUCACGUCUUCGUUACUCUCUUUACAUAAUUACAUAUAUUUCACAUUCACGACAAAUUUCAUUUAACGUGUUUUUAUUAACGUUUCAAUUAAUGUUCGCACAUGGUUCAAAAAAAAAAAAA
This is a messenger RNA of Heterotrigona itama, 2084 nucleotides long. The record is from the annotation of a GenBank genome assembly. NCBI's taxonomy places the organism in Eukaryota, Metazoa, Arthropoda, Insecta, Hymenoptera, Apidae.